AUAUUGUCUAAAGUCUCAUAUUCCAUCUCCGACGCCGGCAUCCGUCUUCCUCUCCAACGACACCUGAGUUGAAAUGUUGUUGUCACAGUGUCAUCUUCUUCACUCUAAAAUACCUAAUAUUGAAAAGAAUAAUCCCUUCCGUAACCAAUACCAAUUACAAUUCCAACCGAACAAAUUGACCUCUCCAUUAUUAUUAUCAUCAUCAUCUCCCAAAUUCAGAAUCAGAGCAAUGUCCUCCUCAUCUUCGCCUCCUCACCAACUCAAUCACUUCUCCGACGUCGCUAACAAAGCCGCCAACGCCGCUGGAGAUGUCAUCCGUAAAUAUUUCAGAAAAAAUAAUUUUGACAUUAUUCACAAAAACGAUCUCAGUCCUGUCACCAUUGCUGAUCAAUCCGCCGAGGAAGCUAUGGUUUCUGUCAUACUUGACAAUUUCCCUUCUCAUGCUGUUUACGGAGAAGAAAAAGGGUGGAGGUGUAAACAAGACAGUGCUGAUUAUGUUUGGGUAUUAGAUCCUAUUGAUGGAACUAAGAGCUUUAUCACUGGGAAACCCUUAUUUGGUACUCUCAUUGCUCUUUUGCAAAAUGGCACACCAAUCCUUGGCAUAAUUGACCAACCUGUGUUAAAAGAAAGAUGGAUUGGAAUAACUGGAAAGAGAACUACACUCAAUGGACAAGAAGUGUCCACACGCACUUGUGCGGACCUUUCUCAAGCAUAUUUGUACACUACAAGCCCACAUCUUUUUAGUGGAGAUGCAGAAGAGGCAUUUAUCCGUGUUAGAGACAAGGUUAAAAUUCCAUUAUAUGGUUGUGAUUGCUAUGCAUAUGCUCUCUUGUCUUCUGGUUUUGUGGAUCUUGUCGUUGAGUCCGGUCUGAAGCCAUACGAUUUUCUUGCAUUGAUACCUGUUAUUGAAGGCUCUGGAGGUGUCAUAACUGAUUGGAAAGGACAUCAACUCAGAUGGGAAGCUUCACCACUUUCAAUCGCAACAAGUUUUAAUGUUGUGGCGGCUGGUGACAAACAGAUUCAUCAACAGGCUCUAGAUUCAUUACAAUGGUAGUAUGGAUGUAACUCAAGUACAGUUCAAGUUGUAAUCUUCUCUAGAGGCCGUUUCCUAGUUCAGAUAAUCCUAAGGAAAUGUAUCAUGAUUCCAUUAUUCGGCAUUUAUUUAUCACAACAGUUCAAAUGGGGCACUGGCCCUUGUGAACAUUAUUUAUACUUGAAGUUCAUGUCACUAAAGAUAUUAAAUUUGAGAAGUACCUUUUGAGGCAAAA
Molecule: messenger RNA, 1268 nt
Organism: Medicago truncatula (barrel medic)
Lineage: Eukaryota; Viridiplantae; Streptophyta; Magnoliopsida; Fabales; Fabaceae
Product: bifunctional phosphatase IMPL2, chloroplastic
Exons: 9
Coding region: 74-1054 (326 amino acids)
Biological process (GO): L-histidine biosynthetic process
Molecular function (GO): histidinol-phosphatase activity
Source: RefSeq, a predicted model, not a curated record